AUGUUUGUUUUCAUACCGGUCCGAAUUAACGUCGCGAUUGGUUCAAAAUCCAUAACUGGCCUCCGAGAGCCAGGUGUCGUUCACACCGCGGCCUCGCGCCUCGCUCGUCUCGUUAAUCACUCGUGUUCGCUAUUGUUAAAGCGCGGCGUACAGCCAUCUUUGUCAAAUUACGGGCGAUUCAAUUACAAUAAUUCGGUUUGUUUGUGGUAAUCAAAUGGAACAAAACGCGGUAGCGACGCGUCGCUUGGUAGAGUCGUGUACAUUUCUACAUACAUUCUCUUUUGUUUCAAUAUCGUACUGUACGACGCUACGUUGAAUGGAAGCGUUAUGACUACGGUGUUAACAGCUAGACAACCAUUAUAAUGAUGGAUGAUGUCGUCUUUUGCAAAAAGAGUGUAAAUUGAUAAUUUUAGUGAAUAAUGUGAAAGGUGUUGUUAAUGUUUGUGUUCGGGUGUGUAAGUGAUGAAAACUGCGUCGUAAUUUAGUUGUACACAUUGCAUAAAUGAGUGAAAUGGCGAUGCGGAGCGCGCGGGCCGGAGCAUGCGCGCCAGUUUCCUUGCAAUCGCUGGGAACGCACUGAGUGUUCUUCGUUUACCUGUAAAUCAAAAUGGGAAGGUCUAGAUUCCCUGGCAAGCCGCUGAAAUUUCAGAACAGAAAGCGUAUUAGUGUUUUAUCGGGUGCUGUUUAUCAUGAAACUGCUACAGAGAGUCACCCGCCCGCUCGUGGCGCGACGGCCAAUGAUUUUGCUGGGGAGAAAGAGGAGGAAGAAAAGAAAGAAAAUAAUAAUGAGAGUGAGACAAAUGAUGCUAAAGAAAAUAAAGUGAUUGAAAAUCCAGUGACUCCAUUAACACAGGACAGCGAGAGCAAAGGAGAAUCCAAAUCACCCGUGCGUACACGAUCACAAAACAAAAUGGAGCCCAUUAAGGUAGAUAAACUAAAACCAGUGAAAAAGACAGUCACUUUUGGUACUGUUGAAAGUUGUGAGGAUAUCUUCCUCCCAUUGAAGAAGAUACCAAAGCAUCAUGCACCCCUCAUUCCGAUUAUUAAAAAGAAAUCAGCUUUAAAACCAAUGGAAUACUCCAGCAUUCUUAAGCCUGCCAAGUUAACUGACUUGAGUUCAAAAUCCUCUUUAGAAAACCAAGAAGGAUAUCUUAGAAAGAAUUUGAAUCCACUGUCCAAACCAAUGAACAAAUUCUCACAGUUUAGUGAAAGUCGCUGCAUGUCACCACCACCUAGGAAUUCUUCACCAGUUGAUAAAGAAAGUGGGUCAUCAAAGUUUGUGUUACCUGCCAGAAGUAGUCACUCAUCACGGGUAAUCAAACCCAAUAAGAGAUUUAUUGAUGGAGAAGAACAAUCAACAAUCACAAGCAGCAUAUCAUCAGGAAAAGUUCUGAAGAAGCCAAAAUUGAAGAGAUUAGUAUUCAACAAUUUACAUGAUGAUGAUGAUACACCAGAAGAUGAACCAGAUAAAACAAAUCAGCCAAUAAAAUCAUCAAAUCUGUUCAAAGAUAAAACAACAAAUUCAUUCUCUGCUCUCAGCACUGGUCCCAGAAAACCAAUGCAUGACCUAUUCUCCUAUGAGAAGGAACCAGAAUAUUCUCAGGAUGAAAAUUCAAAUUUGGAAGGUUUGGAGAAAUUAAAAACAUCUGACAGUAAUAAAGAGGAAAGAACAGGGCAUGCAAUGAGGAAACUGAUGGACAUAUCUGAUGCUAGUAGUUCAAGUAGCACCAGUAGUGGCUCAGAAUCGGAAGAGAGCUGGGAAAGUGAUAGUCCUGGUGGCAGCGGGGAUGAGGAGGAGAAGCCAGCACCUCCAAGCCCGGAGAAGGAGAAAUCAUCUGCUUCUCAGUUGCUUAGAGGGAAGGUAAUCAUCAGGGAGGCAAGGCUGCAACUGAACCCUCCAACCCAAUCUACCUCUGGCUUGGAUGGACCAUUCUCAACAACAACAACAUCAUCAUCUCCCAACCCACCAACAACUGUCACUUGUGGAGUAUGUGGCGCAGUACGCUUCUACAGGUUUGUUAAGCAGGCUAGGAAGUUUGGAAUCUAUUCUUGUGAAUCUUGUCGGAAGUUCAUAUCAAAGAUGUUGAAAAAGGAGAAGAUGUCACAGAGAACUGGCCCAUUUGUCAUGCAGUGCUUGAAAGGAGAAGGUAAUUGUCAUGUGCCACCCAUAGUCCGUUCUCAGCAGUGGAAGCUUCUACGGUGCACCAACAAGGCCCGUUGUCCAGCCUGUUGGCUGAAAAUGUGUCUAAAAGCAUUCCAAGUGCCACCCAACAUCAAGGCGGGUCUAACGGCCAUGUUACCGCCCUUCAUGAGGACCGGAGUCAAGCCAGUCGUGUCCCUCACGCCAGUGAACCCAUUGAGGAUUGGAAGCACCAAUGCUACAGUCCCAGUGUUUUCGUUGCCUGGCAAUGACAAUGAUGAAAAACUUUUCACGUCUCUGAAAUCAUCCAAGAAGUCUAUUCAAGAUGUUGAAAAAACAGAGGAAAAGCCACAGAAGGAUACAUUAACGUCAACAGAGGCUGAAAAAGAGUUCAACACUAAUAGGAAACGUCGUAUACCAAGGACUAAAGUGAGAAAGAAAGACAAGAGCGAAUCUAAACAAACUGAAGAUCCGAAACGACAGAAAGUGGAACUCAAAGGUCCUAGAGUAAAACAUGUCUGUCGAAGCGCAUCAAUAGUGUUAGGACAGCCAAUAGCCACAUUCCCAACACAGGAAGAGAAAGACAAAGAAAAAGUCACAGAUGAAGAUCAAAUGUCAAUUGCUGAUAAAGAUACAACUCCUGAUCAGUCCAGCUGUGAAUCUGAACCGGAUACUGAAAACAAGGUACCAUUGGUCACUCUUGUGGCACCAGCACCUUCUAAAGAUAUAGAAGUUGAAACCCCAAUGGAGAAUAAGAAGAGGAAGGUAGAUGUAUCAACGAAAGCACAGAAAUCGGAGUCUGGUGAAGAAGAAACCAUUAUGGAUCUUGUGCCUAAGAAAACAAUUGUGAAACCAUUGUCAAACAUCACUAAUGUACGAGGCCGAUCACAAAAGUGUGGACAGAAUCGUUCAGAGCUUAUCUGUGUGGAUUUCUGGGAGAGUUACGAUCCAGAUGAAGUGUGCAGUUCUGGUUUCGGGUUGAUUGGAACGGCGUCCUUCACUGUCGCAAGGCUGUGUUUCCUUUGUGGAAGUGCUGGGAAAGAAAAGAUGGUGGCGUGUUGGAGCUGUUGCGAGUGGUAUCAUGUGUGGUGUGCGGAAGAGACUGGCGGUAAAGGUUGGACAUGCGCCCGCUGCGUGCUGUGCGCGGCGUGCGAGCGGCCGGCCGCGCGCCGCAGCUGCCGCGGCUGCGGACGACACUACCACGCGGCGUGUCUGCCUGCUGCGCCGCGUGACCAACGCAGCGACUACACGCAGAUAUGCAGCGCGUGCUUGAAAUGCAAGAGUUGUGACAGCCGCCGAGUGAGCAAGUUUGUGGGCAGCCUGCCGUUCUGCGGGCCCUGCUUCAAGCUGCGACAGAAGGGCAACUACUGUCCGCUGUGCCAGGCCUGCUACAGGGACAACGACUUCGACAGCAAGAUGAUGGAGUGUGGAUCGUGCAGACGCUGGGUUCACGCCAGCUGUGAAGGGCUCUCCGGGGAAGGAUACCAACUUCUCUCUGCCCUUCCACCGUCGAUAGAAUAUAUGUGCUGCAAAUGCAUGCCCACUGACCCUCCCUGGAGGCGAAUGCUCACCGAACACCUUAAGAGUCGCCUCCUACACUUACUCAAACUGCUCGCGAAGAACAAAAAUGCCUGCGCACUCCUCAAAUUGACGCCGCACAAAAAUACCCCAGUCCCCAACAAGCCGUAUCGACUGAUGUCGCCUCAAGCCAUAAGGAAAUUACACUUCGACGGCGCUGAUGACACCAUGAAGAAUACGACAGAGACGAAAGUUUAUAGAAACACGGCUCGGGGACGAAGAAAUAACAAGCCCGAUGAUGCUAAUCAAUGGAAUUGUCCCUCGUUAGAAGGGAUGGAUAAGGAUGUUCCUCAUCCAUUACAUAAAGUAGUCAAUCUCCAGGAGCCACUGAUGCAGAACAAGGAGAUAUGCUUCUCUACUGGAUUGUACGACGCUAAAACUGAGUUUGACGCGCCCUGUGUAGAAGUUCAUGAGAAUUUCCAACCACAAAAUAAAAGUGAGAAGGCCACAACGAUGUUGCCCACGACUGUACAUGAUGAUAAGUACGACGCUAUAUCUGACGAUGAUGAACCUAUUAAACCAUAUUCUCAAACCAGGAGUGAGCAAGAUUUGAGCCCAGCUGUUGUCAGAGUGAACAUGGAUCUCGAUAAUCUAAACAGGAUUGUCUCUCCAUCAUUACUGGAUAUCAAGAAAAGAGUAAACAAUGACGAGUAUACAUCUUUGAAAGAUUUUAACCAUGAAAUGAAGGAGGUCAUUGAGAGGACAUUAAGCACUGACCUCAAAGCUAUAUACAAAGAUCUAUUUAUGGAGACAUUCCCUUGGUUUGACUGUGAAAAUAACUGUUUGCAGCCAAAUUUGGAGGUUGAAGGUGAACAAGAUGAAUCAGAAUCUUUGAAAGAUCACGAUAUUAGUGAUAAUAGCGAUGAUAAGUCUACUAUUGAGAAGCCAUUGGAUCAGAUCGUGCCAAAAUUGGAAGUUGAAGAGAAUGUUGAAGAGGAGUUGCUAGAUUUUUAUCCAAUAGUAGACUCGAGGAUCUGUGUUUUGUGCAAAGUUUCUGGUGAUGGUCUGUCAUCCAUGGAAGGUCGACUUUUGUACUGUGGUCAGAAUGAUUGGAUCCACGCGAACUGCGCUCUAUGGUCGGCCGAAGUGUUUGAAGAAAUCGAUGGUUCCUUACAAAAUGUGCACUCAGCUAUAUCUCGAGGUAAAAUGAUAAAAUGUGCUGCCUGUGAUGUUAAAGGCGCUAGCGUCGGCUGCUGCGCGAAGAACUGCAGCGAGACUUAUCAUUAUACAUGCGCUAGAAAGGAAAGCUGUGCAUUCAUGGACGACAAAAGAGUAUUCUGUCCUGCUCAUGGUAAAGAUGUCCCGAAAAAGAGCUUACAAAAGGACGCCGACUUUGAGCUCACUCGACCAGUUUAUGUAGAACUUGACAAGAAAAAGAAAAGGUACAGUGAAAUUAACAAAGUACAAUUCCUCCUUGGAUCAUUAACUGUGAAUUCCCUUGGAAAGAUUGUCCCUUCAGUCUCAGAUUUUGAAGACUUUCUGAUGCCAGUUGACUUUUCUUGUACUCGUCUAUUUUGGUCUUGCAAAAAACCUUCAAAAAUAGUGAGAUACACAAUAAAAACGAAAUUAAUACUGGCCGAGCCAUUGCCUGGAUUUGAUUUUGGAGUAAAUAUAACUGUCGACCACUCAAUGGAAGUUCAAGUUGUCGAUAGAGUGAUUGCUGAAAUUGGUGCGUGGCAUAAGAGUUUGGAAACUGGGGGUAGUAAGACUGUUUUGAUGCUGAAAAGUGAUAAAUCACCAAUCAAAUUUGGGAGCAAUGUUACAUUGGAAGACCUAGCUGUGAAGCAAGUGGUCGAGUAUCUUCUGGACAAUGUCUGCAAACAAGAACAACAAGAUGAAGAGGAACCACAAAAUCCUGCAGAUUUGUUCCCUCCUGAAGUGAAAGACGCCAUCUUUGAGGAUCUCAACCAUGACUUAUUAGAUGGUAUAUCAAUGCAAGACAUAUUCCAAGAUUUAAAGAAUGAAUUUUACUGUCAAAUUCAAUCUGAUGAUAAAAGUAACGAUAUUGAUGAAAUUCUUAAUGCCAGAUUAGAAUCAGGGAGGCAGAGCCACAAUUUUAAAAGUUUAACAACUGGACGCGGUCAACAAAGAUCUAGCAGUCUCACUUUGAACAACAAGUUUGAUACCAGUUUGCUAUCGUCAACCAUUAAGCGAUGUAAAAUGGGAAAAUCAACGACAGUGACUGGCAAACUUAGUCCAGUGCAAAGAGCAAUGCUUCUAGAGACUGCAUUAGAUGCAAGUAAAGAAACGGAUAAUAACAUAGAAAAGAAAUUGAAAAAUGAGGGGAGCAAUGCUACAUCUCUAUGUGACGAAACUGCUCAUACGUCAGGCAUGAAUUUCCGCACUACUUCUCCUAAGAAGGACGACAGUAGCAAUGAAAAAACUGAUAAAACAGAGGGUUAUUACACAGACGUUAUUGACUUUUACACCAAGAUACAGUGUAGCCCUAUUUCCCAAUUAGAUGGUGCGGCCGAUUGGUCAGGAUCAGAAAGUACAUGUAGUUCCCGGCCGAACAGUCCGCGGAAUAAUGACGAAGACUUUUCACCAAUACAGCAACUAGAUGGCGCUGAAGACAAUCAUCCCAGCGAUAACACACAAAGAAAUCAAACAAAUCAGUUUAUGUACAGAGCCAGUGGAUCUGAGAGCACAUAUACAGUAACUAUUGCUGGGAAUUCUAUUAGCGGCCAGCCGGAACUAGUCAUGAGACCUUUGGACGAUGGAUCCGGAGCUUCCGGGCAGUUAGAACAGUUGGUCAGAUGCGACAGAUGUCAAUGUACUUACAGAAAUAAGGAGUCUUACGACAGACAUGUCCCAACAUGUGAUAUGAUGUCGACUAGUGAGAGCGAAAGUGAGAACCCGAAAUCGCCGGAAAAUAGAACUUUGACGACAUUACAGAACGCGUUCCAAGGCGCCUUCGCCCAACCGAUGAUUAUUCACGCGGGGGUAGUAAGCAGCAGUGAGAACACUGUCAAAGCUGAAAGUAUAUCUGCCAGAAGAACGUCAAUAAACACCAGACAAAUCACUAUUAAUGGCACUAUUGUUGAGACUCCAUCUCCCGGGCCGUCGAACGAAAUGACUAUGACCAUUACUGAGCAAAUGAAAUCGGGCACAGUCAUCUUUGAUCAAAGCAAGACCACAAAUGUGCAAGUAUCCGCUAACCAACAAGUGUUAUCUUCGCCCCAAAUUGUUGUUACGCCGCAAAUGAUAUUACCGCCCAAGACGAGUUCCGCAAGUGGACAAAAAAUCAUGACACCCCAAAUAAUAACCCAACCUGGUAUUUUACCGUACAACAUCUGUGUAAAACCGAGCAAUGGUAAUAAUUUGCAACAAAUACAGGGCAGUGAUAUGGCACAGUUAUUAUCUGGAACAGGAGGUAUACAGGUCAUUUCUUCAAACUCCAAUCAAGUCCUUACAAUACCAUCAAAUCAGGGAAAUAUAACACCUUUGAUGCAAGGCAAAAAUCAAGUCACAAAUUUCCCUAACAUGGCCAGUGCCACGUCUAUAGCAUUACCAGUGAACUCUAUACAAGGAAUGCCAAAUGCUUCAAUCAUUCAGAAUAUUCAGCCGAUGAUUCGUUCGCAAAUUCAAGGAAACCCAACAAUUGUCGUUCCUGCGAUGUCAGCUCAGAGGUUUGCUGCACCUAACAUGCAAAAGCAACAGAUUCUUCUCCCAGGAAAUCAAAAAUCGCCAAAGAAACAACCGCCACAAGUUCAGCCGAAGCCUAUUUUCCAGGCGGCAAACAGAGGCCGAGGGCGGCCUAUACCUAAACCUGCAACAAUGAAGCGACAUACCAAACUAGAAAAAACAUUUACGACGAUUAAUCAAUCGCCAUUAGGGCCGGGCAAUACUGUGAUUCAGCUACAAACUAACAAUCAAACCGGCCAGCCGUCUAUUAUAGUGCAACCUGUAGCGAACCAAAACAUCAUGUCUGCUUACGUCGAGGCUUUAUCUCAACAGCAAAACCAGAACAUGCAGUAUAUAGCCACUAUAGCCCCACAAGGAGACUUCAAAACGGGACCCACUCAAUUCAUAUCCCAGGGUGGUCUCAUGCCGCAAACAUUCCAGAUACAACAGACAGAAUCAGGAGGAUUGGUUGCAGUUCCCAGUGGAGGUAUUCCAGUGUUGCUACCUCAAGGAAACGUCGGGAUAUUACCACAAGCUAUUCAACAAGGCGCAACAAUAUUACCGCAAGGCGCGAUUCAGACUCAAGGGAUAAUUUCACAAGGGCCUAAUGGACCAACCAUUCUCCCACAAGCGAUCCACACCCAAAAUGGGGCGACGAUAAUACCACAAGGAACUAUACAAGGACUAACUCCUGGAAAUAUCUCAUCUCAAACAGCAACUUUGUUGCCAAAUAAUACGUUGCAAACUGCUGGCGCCACUGUCGUUCCCCAAAGUGGCAUUAGCAAUGGACAAACUACGAUAAUUCCUAACGCGUUACCAUCUCAAGGAAAUGCUCUAAUAUCAUCUACCCCUGGAGCUACUAUACUCCCACAAGGAACUUUACUACCCCAGUUUUGCAAUGACCAAGUCAUACUUGGAUCCACGCCUACUUUAGAAAUGGUAACAGACCCAUCUGGCUGUAUGUAUUUGACGACUACACAGCCAGUUUAUUACGGUUUGGAAACUAUCGUACAGAAUACUGUAAUGUCGUCUCAGCAAUUUGUGUCAACUGCUAUGCAAGGUGUACUGGCUCAAAAUAGUAGUUUUUCGGCUACAACUACUCAAGUUUUCCAAGCAAGUAAAAUAGAGCCAAUAGUGGAAGUGCCAUCGGGCUAUGUAGUAGUGAAUAACGUUGGCGAUGGUGUGGCUCAAGUGACGUCAACGCCCAACGUAGUCGCCCCACACUCUGUACAGUCGUCGCCGCCCACUUUGAAGAACGUGAAAACGACUGUACCUAACCUCACAUUGCAGCCGUUGCCAGACAAAUCGACAAACAGACAGACCCCAAAAGUAAUCCAAAUGAGCCCAACACCGAUACCUGGCUCACAAGGCAAUGUUAUAGCAGCGAGACAAAAUAUUAACCCUAUAACGUCACAGAUACAUAGCAUGACGUUGUCGAGUGCACCCCAAAAUCUACAGAGAACCAGUAUAGCUAAACCCACGAAUGUGACUAUGUCGCCAAAUGUGACUCUUGUAGCAUCUAUCGGACAACCAGUUAUGGCUAUAUCACAAUCGGUGCCUAACUCGGCGCCAUCGUUCUCGCUGCAGUCCAUACCGCUGUCGCAACCUAUUGUGUCCAGCUCCAUAGCGCCUUCUGCCAAUAAAAAUAAUAUCAAAGUUGAGAACUCACAUGUUAUUGAGAUCAGUGGGAAUUUACACGAAAGUUCGAAUUCUUCGAGUAUGCCAACUAUUAGUGUUACUCAAAGUAUUAAAUCUCCUACCCCAUGGAGGCAAAUGAGCACACCAAGCAAUGUUAACGCAGAUAAGAAUGAUAUGCAAAAUAUGACAGUGAAGACCAGUAAUAGUUGCGCUAUGAACAUUCAGAGUAACCUCCCAGGAAGGGCACACCAUAAUGAAGCGGAAAGAAUGAACCAGAACUGUUUGAUGUCCUUGACUAAUAAUAGUAUACCUGGAAUGAAUCUGCAUUCGCAUCAAUUCGAGUCUAAUUUGAACGUGAGCCAUCAUUCAUCGACUCAUUCGUCCAGCAAUAAUAUUAUUCAGAUAACCGCCGGCAAUAUCUAUCCUCCUUCUUCAGUCAUGAACAGCAACUUUGAUGCCGACACUACACUCAAAUUGAGCAAAAUCAACGCGCUAUCGAAAGCGGAAGGCGGGCACUUGAAUUUCUCACAAGAAAUUAUGGCUUCACAUUCACAACAACACGCCCAAAAUGAUAAAACUUUCCAAAACAUGGGUAAUAGUGACAACAAACAUAAUAACGAUAACAUGAACAACCAAAUGAACAUACAUAAACUAAAUAGUUGUCAAGUGGCCGGCAACAUGAAUAACCCGCCAGCUAUCAGUAUUAUACCCCAUAAUGUCAUGCGACCACCGAUGCAUAACAAUCAGAAUUCUCUUUCCGUUGGAAACAACCAGAAUCAAAUGUGCUCUAUUUCAAAUACCUCAACUCACAAUCAAGUUCAAAUAAUGAACUCAAACAGUUCUAUGCAGAAUAUGAAUAUGUCGUGCCAGGAAUCAACAAAUACCAUAAGUUCAAGGGUCAAUAUUACUGUUUCGAGUGAUAAUAACAGUCAGCAAAAUAACACUCCACAUGAAAUAUCUAACUCUAUGAACUCUUCAAGCAUGUCUCACGGGAACAUGCAAAUUUUAUCGCACGACAAUAACCAACAUUCGACUCCUAACCAAAUUCACAUUAUGAACGGCCAAAUCCAACAUAAUCGCCCUGGCGAAACUACCAAUCAAAUGCAACAAAUUAAUCAAAGUUCGUCCAAUCGCACUUUUCCCGAAAAUAUCCUUGGAAGCCAAUCUAACAUGUUAUCAAACAGAAGUACACCCGACAAUACAAACCUCAUGAAUCAGACAAUGAAUAUGCAUGGCCACAACAAUCACGGCAUGAAUAGAAACGAUCUCAACGACUUGAACCACAUGCAUAUGCAACAGUCAAUGACCAAUAUGAAUAAUAUGCAGAACAAUCGAAUGAUGAUGGAGAACAUGCAGUCUCAUUCCAUGACCAUGGGUCAUCAGAUGCACUCAAAUAGAUCUAUGGAUAACAUGCACAGCAAUCAGUUGCAUCCGAUGCAGCCUAUGAAUCACCAUAUGAACAACAGUGGGCGUUCCCAAAUAGAUAGUAACAUGCAUGUGAAUCAACAGAUGUCGCUGUCUCAAAAUAGGCAGUUGGAUAACAUGGGCCUCCAUCAUCAGCAUCAAAUGCCGAAUGUUAUGCAAAUGCAGAAUAGAAACGCACACAUGGACACUAAUUUGAUGGGAAUGCACCCACAUGUGCCCAAUCCAAUGCAUAACAGACAAAUGGAUAAUAGCAUGCACAUGCAUCACAUGACCGGCAAUGCUAAUAUGAACAUAAACAACCAAAUGGACAACUCUACGGGUAUCCCUAAUAUGCAUAACAGACACGAUAACUCUAUUUCAAUGCAGAACCAUAACAAUUUGAAUCAAAUUCAAAACAAUAGAAAUUCAAUGGAGCAUUCGUCAAUGAUGCAACAUCAAAUUCCAAAUAUAAAUUCCAUUAAUAACAUUGGGAUGCAUAGUAAUAUCAAUAGCUCGAUGCAGAUAGCGAACAACGGGCAUCAAUCAAUGAAUAGCUCCUUGAUGCAUGUCCCUAAUAUCCAAGACAUCAAAAAUGAAAUCCAGAAUUCAUGCAGUGGAAGUUGCUCUAAUAAUAGCACACCAUUUCCUAACAAUCAGAACUUUGAUAUGUGCUCCAACAUUAACGCCAACUCGAACAUGAACAUAGGCGCUGGCAACAUGAUGCAUAAUAUGAAUGUCAAUAGCAACUCCAACAUGAUGAUGAAUUCAAGCAACUCAAUGUACGGACAAAAUAAUCAAAGCAAUAUGGCGACCCAUGAUAUGCUAAUGAGUUGCAACACACCUACCGAUCACAGCGUCAACAACAUCAUGCCUAACAACUCUAAUCACCUUAUGAUGAAUAAUUCUCAAUCUCAUGCGAAUUCCAAUCAGAAUCAGUUAUUGAGCGGUCCGCUUAAUAACAAUUCGCAAAUGAACAUGAGUAGUUGCAGUAUGACGCCUAAUAACACUCCACAACCAACUCUUACCAAUUUGGAUAAUCAAAUGAACAGAAAUAAUAUCCCUGUCAAUGAACCGCCCAAGUUCCCGCAAGAAUCUUUGAGAGGGAAGAAUAUUAUGGCAGCGUCGUCUAACGCCAACAUGCCAAUGCCCAACUUACCAAAUAAUGAUUGUGCAAAAGUAAACAUGAUUGGAAAUGAGAAACAAAAUCAUAACAUAUCUGUAAAUAAUCAAAUUGGUUACAUGCAAAUGAAUGCUCAGCAGAAUAACAGAGUAAUUAAUUUGCCUGAGAGAAAUAGGAUGAACAAUGCAAACUUGGAAAAUAAUUUAAAUCAACAUGUACCACAGCAGCACAAUAUAAGAGUUAUGACAAACAACAGUAACAGUAAUGUACCCGGUAUCACUUCGGAGCCCCUGACAUUCCAGCAAAAAAGUGAAAACAACAGCACUAUGAUCAACGUGCCAUUCCAAGCCAUACCGAACAGUGCGCCAAUGAAUAUCAACGUUAAUUCUAGUAAUAAUACUGUAAACAUUACUGUUCAAAAUAACUUGGUGGAUCCAAAGAUCGCGUCGAAGGCUGCAGCCGAUAUUAACUUCCCUCUUCAACCCAAUGCUAAUUUGCUACAAAAUCAGAAUAAUUCAAGUGGUAUGAUUUGCAUUCCGGUUCAAAAUAAUACGAUUAAUUUGCCGACUCAAAACAGUUCUAGUAUUACAUUGCCAAAAGCACCACCAACUCAGCAAUCUGGUAUCCCCACUAAUGUGGUAAACCCAAUGUCAAUGAGGCCAAUGAAUAGGGUGUUGCCGUUACAUAGAGAUGGCCAGAGCAAAUCAACUAAGAGUUCAACUGCUACUACUAAAACAUCCCCAAAACAAGCGAGACCUGUUAGCCAUGAUAUGCCAGAUCUGAAUAUCAAAGAUGAAACCAUAGACAGCGACCUUGAAAAGGCGAUUGAAGAAUCUAAAAGAAUGAUGGAGUUAGAAAGAGUUAAAAGGGAGAAAGAGGAGAGAGACGCGGCUCGCGCUAUGCAACUAUCAGCUGAAAUACAGCAAGCGAAUACUAGCACUGCUGCUAUCGCAGCGGAAUCGAGAGCUAGUGAACCUAUUCAGGCUAAAAUGACUUCUCUGCCUAAUUUAGACGCUGAAAUGAUUGAAGUCGAACCACCGAAAGUAUUGACAGAAAAGGAUGUCAACAGGACACUGGCAUCUAAGACGCCUAAUAUACCUACAAAAAUGAUGAAGAGACCACUAAGUGAUAAGAAAAGUGAGUCUGAAACUGUUGUGAUUAAGAAGCAAACGAAAAAAGGUCAGGAGAACAAGCCGUCACAAUCGAAGCAAACUCCAGACCCGCCAAAAGAUGAUGGCCCCAAGCUAAUAUACGAAGUGACGUCGGAAGAUGGUUUUAGCUACAGUUCGCCUUCUUUGACGGAUCUCUGGGCCAAAGUGGUGGAAGCCGUCCAGAAUGCGAGGAAGCAGGCAGGGCUGUCACUGAUCAAUUACAAUCUGCCGUCGAGUCUUUCGGGUGCACAUCUUUUGGGAUUCAACAACAACGCUUUGCGAUAUCUCAUUGAGCAGUUGCCUGGGGCGAGCCGCUGCACCAAAUACAAGAUCCGGCAAGGUCGGCAGCUGAGCAGCUGGGAUAACAACUUGGACCUGAGCGAGGGCUUCAAGGAGAGUGCCUGGGGCAGCGCCCGCACGGGCCCCGUGGCGCGGAAGCCCAGCCACGACAUGUUCAGCUGGAUGGCGUCGCCCUUCAGGGAGGAGCCACCGCCUUUUGGAGGGCAGGAGGGAGAGAGCUCUAUUUCUAGGCGCCUGGCCACCCUACCGCCGGCAAUGAGAUUCCGACAACUGAAGGAGACAUCUAAAGUGUCUGUGGGCGUCUACAGGUCGCAUAUCCAUGGACGAGGACUCUUCUGCAAACGAGAUAUCGAAGAAGGUGACAUGGUGAUCGAAUACGCCGGCGAAGUGAUCCGCGCCGUGUUGGCGGACCAACGGGAGAAGAAAUACGAAGCGAUGAGCGGGCGGCGUGGCGUCGGCGGCUGCUACAUGUUCCGGAUAGACGACAACCUGGUGGUCGAUGCCACGCUCAAGGGCAAUGCGGCCAGGUUUAUCAACCACUCGUGCGAUCCCAACUGUUACUCACGUGUGGUGGACAUCCACGGUCACAAGCAUAUCCUGAUAUUCGCGCUCCGCCGCAUCAGCAUCGGAGAGGAACUAACUUACGACUACAAAUUUCCCUUCGAAGAGGUCAAGAUCCCGUGCACAUGUGGCGCGAAGAAAUGCCGCAAAUACCUCAACUAACACGCGUGAGUUUUGUCAAUUAACCACCGGACUAUAAUCUAACGCCCAAUUUGAAUAGCAUAAUUAUAGAAGUACAUGAUUUAGACUUAUUAUAAACAUAGAUUUUUGACGGUUAUGUAUAAGGAACGGAAGUUAUCACGGAAAAGAAACGAUGGAUCUCCUGAUGCUAAGUACGCUUUGAAUUUAGUGUGGGGAAAUGUGUGAGGGAUAUGCGUAGAAUGUCUGUCUGAAAAACAGCAAAUUGUUGUAUAUUGACUGUGAUAUAAAAAACUGUAAAUUUUAAUGUUUACAGUUGUUGUGCUGUGUUGAUUUGGCAUUAAGAAACGAGUAAGCAUCUAAAGAAGGAAAAAUAAUGUAUUAUUAAUUGUUAGCUUCUUAUUUACCAGUCAAUAUACCGCAAUUGGACUUAGCGGAAUUAACGCUACUGUUUUUUAAUGUUUUUCAAAUAGAUCAUUCCACCUAAACCUAUGCGAGGAUGUAAUACUGGGUCGAGCACUUUGUUAUGUGUAUGCAUUAUAUAAUAUGUAAGACAAUAAGUCAAAUUCACAUAUCGCGUUAUUCCCACCAAUUUUGUUGCUUGUUCGGCAUCCAAGCUGGACAAUGUCGAGCGCUAGUUGAAAAAUGUACGCAUUAUAUUUCUAUCUCUAUCACUCGUAAAUAAUUUGUAGUGCUUUCUCGCUCGCAUAACUUAAUCUGCGAAACGAAGAACUAUAAAUGUUUAUUAAAGCGAUGAAAUUUGUGCUAAUUGCUAAAGCUCGGUAUAAAAUCAUACGUGAAUCUUGUAAUGAUCUCUUUCAUGAAUCUGCCCAGUGUUUACAAUUGUUGGAUUGUAUAAUUUGGACUUAGUUUUUACUUAAUAUCUUUAUUUUGUGAUAAGUCUAUACAUUUUGUAAAUAUUUUUUUAUAGUUGUUUUCGGAUGGAUAGGUCGCGGACUGCCAAGUGUUUACACUUUGAUGUGAUAUGUUUAACCCGAGAUCGGGACGAGAAUGGUUAGUGCGUAGGUAGUGUACAUUUGUUCCUCAUUUUCUUAUUAUUUACUUGUGAUCAGUUAAGUCUCGACUAACGUAGCGGCGUACGUGUACAUAUAUACCGAAGGGAAAUCUAGGAUACUGACUAUAUAUAAUGAAAUUAGUACAUUCGAAAGAAGGGUAGCAAGGUUACAAGUACAAUGUACUUUUUAGUAAUUUUAAUGAGUAUUGUAUAGUGAAUUUGUAAAUAAGAGGAAUUAUCUGUCAUAAUAAUAAUGAAGUUAAGACAAAUCGUUUUAUUAUAGUCAUAGAUGUAGGAUAUACUUUAUAGUUUAUGACUACGAUGUAUAUAAUAAGGAUUGUAAUGAGCGAGGAACGAAGGGGAGAUGUCGACAGUAGAUACUCCCAGUUACAUAGCACGUUUUAACAAGAAUGCACAUUUUUAGCUUUAAACAGCACAGCUUGUGUUACGAAACACUACUAAAAUAGAUUUUUAGUUCAUUUUGAUUUUUAUUUUGAUUUGUGUUAAUUGGCAGUUACAUAUUUUUAGCAUUUUGUUCUCUAAGCAUUUAUAGACUGACGUUCAGACACAGACUCAUCACAACAGAUCAUCACAUGAACUAGAGACCAAGCUACUUAUCACAAUGGCUAGUAAUAACAUUAAACGUAAAUAGUAGGUGCAAAUGUAAUUUAGCAUCAGUCAAAUAUGUUGUCAGUAGCUAUCGUCGACCUAUACAAAAAUUCUGUCUAUCGCGUACAUUAAAUUCGGAGCCUGGGUACACUAUGAAAAAAAAUUAGGAUAUACAUUCAAACAAAACAGCGAGUCCAAUUCUGUUACUAUUUGGAGGAAUCUCACUGCAAAUUUUACUAAAAUAAUUUGAUAUUGAAAAUAUUAUGACAUCAUCGCGAUCAGCAAAACAUACACCACCGAACUUCACAUAAUGUGGGUAUUGUUUAAUGGAUGUGAGUGACAGAGAUAGCUAUACAUCGACUGUUGUUAUUGACUUCUUAUGUGGCAGUCGUAUACAUAAAAACAAUUAUAUUAAGCAAUUUGAAUGCCAUAGGAUAACAUUGUCUAAGGUAUUUUGUUACUGCAUCUAAUAAUAGCAGUAUUAACUGAAUAUUGUCCCCAAGUAUUUUAUAGUUAAUAUAAAUCAAUGGAGCAGAUUAAUAUAGUAUGGAAAUGUUUAGUAUUAGCCUAGUACUUUUCAAAAUUUGUACAUUAGAAAGGUGCAAAGAAAUGGUUGCUUGGGUUACGUGUAUUUCAAGUUGAUUGAAUUUUAUGUUCACAGUCAAGAUAAGCACAAUUAAAUUUCUUCUGUAAUACUGAUAAAGGGUUUUGUAGAAGUAUAUGUACUACAAUUUUGUGCAAUUAUUCUAUAAGACGAAGCAACUAAAGUUAUUUUAAAAAAUCCGAAAACUAAUGUGAACAAAUAUGGUUGAGGUAGAAUGCGCUAAGAUUUUGUAAUAUGUAAGGGUUUCUUACAUUAAUAAAUAAACACAAAGAAGAUACAUAACAUCACAAAUAUAUACUUCUAUAACACACUUUGCAAAUGAAAUAAUAGAAAGAAGAAUAAUAAAGCAAUCAAGACAUUUAUUUAUAUCAUAAGCCACGACCAUUGUUUCCAUUUUGGUAUAAUAUACUGUCUUGAGAACACUAGAAAUCAGUUUGUGGGAGUUAGGUACUUCAGAUUAUUCUUAAGUCCCUUUAUCUACCGCCUAACAACCUGAACAUUGUAAAUAACUAGAAUGUUGUAAUGUGUUGUAUUGUAAAAUGUUAAAUCUGUGAAUUCGAUGGACUGUUGAGCUGAGGAUAAACGGACUAAGAGGAAUAUUUAAAAAUUAGCUAUUACCUAUAAACAGGACACUGCUCAUUUUCAACAAAAAAUAGAUUAAAAUAUAACUAAACAAUGCAUCCACGCAGUAUGCCUUAUUGUUAUUUGAUUAUGUAAAUAUUUUUUGUUGACUAUGAACCGUGCCAUGUUUGCUUAAUGAUGAUCCUAAUUGUGGCUGUGAUUCUCUCAAGUGAUAAGCGCCUAGUAAAUCAGGACAUAUCCCUAAGCUAGUCUGUUUCUGUUGUACCUUUGUCACUUGAAGACACACAGCCACCGCCAAAAGCCGAUCUAAUCAAACGGUUGAUAUUUGUUUACAUUUUGAUACGAGAUAGUCGGAAUUAUAGUUUACAUCGAGUUACGAUAAUAAAUAAAAAGUACAGGUAAUUUUAAUAAUUAUACUUAACUAUUUUUUUAAAUUAGUUUUAUAUUAAACAUAAUAUUAACAUUUUUUUUCCACCUUCCUGAUUCUUGUGUUUUGUUUUUUAAAUAUUGACCUGGACAGUGAUAUCAAUUUAUUAUGCCAGCAAAGGAAGACUUGUUUGAUAGGCGAGAUGAACUUGAAAAUAUGCUUUAAAAUUAUGUAAUUUUAUUAGUCCUGUAUACUAUUUUAAUUAAAAGACCAAAUCACCAAGUGAUGAAUCAAUUUGCGUUAAUUUUAAGUGUAAACAUCUGCUCUUGAUAUUAUUUUUUGUGUUAAAAAUAAUGCUUUUAUUUUUAAUGUACACAAUGCCAUUUUGCCUAAUGUUAUUAUAAAUUAUAUUAAAUUGCUUUAAAAGCACCAAUUUUACAAUGCAUAGUUUCUAUGACCUGUCUAUACAUUUUAUUACUUUAUUUAUUUCUAUCAUUAUUUUGUAUUGUGGUAAAUUUUACCAAAAAUAAAAACUACUAAAAUGUG
Messenger RNA from Plodia interpunctella (Indianmeal moth), 17377 nucleotides. It is a transcript of the gene trx, whose product is annotated as trithorax. Gene Ontology annotation, cellular component: nucleus; histone methyltransferase complex. The record is from RefSeq and is a predicted model, not a curated record. Gene Ontology annotation, biological process: positive regulation of DNA-templated transcription. Gene Ontology annotation, molecular function: zinc ion binding; protein binding; DNA-binding transcription factor activity. Lineage: Eukaryota; Metazoa; Arthropoda; Insecta; Lepidoptera; Pyralidae. The transcript has 13 exons. The coding region runs from base 608 to 13678 and encodes 4356 amino acids.